CUGCAUUUUAUAUAUUGCUUCCGCAUUUGCCAACACCAUUUUUAUCAAACUCCGAAAAUAUUUUCAAACGCCUUAUUCAGCCCCCCCCCCCCCCUCUAAGGCGUGGGCACAACGACUAAAAUGACUAAUAAUUGAUAUCAGAGCAGGAAGUUUGAUCCUUUCACACUCAUUCUUUACGUCUUUUUACGACACAUGGAUUCAAUGAACUCCCAAAGCAUUACUAAGCCACCAUUCUUCAAUGGGGAUAACUAUGGUUAUUGGAAAAUGCGAAUGGAGAAUUUCAUUCAAUCUAUUGACUAUGAUUUAUGGAUAGUCACUACUCAUGGUCCGUUUGUUCGUAUGACAACUGUAUGUGAACACCAAGUUCCUACUCCAAUGGACAAACUCACCACCGACGACAAGAAAAAACUCUCCUUGAAUGCCAAAGCAUUAAACGUGUUGGUUUGUGCCUUGGGUCAAGAUGAGUUUGCUAGGGUGAGCUCUUGCAAAUCCGCAAAGGAAGCAUGGAAGCUCCUAGAAGCCACUCAUGAAGGAGAUAAAGACACAAAAGCUACCAAGAUAGCUUUAGGAACAUCCGAGUAUGAAAACUUCAAGAUGAAGGCUGGAGAAUCUGUUCAAGAUAUGAACAAACGAUUCAACCUCAUUGUCAACAAUUUGAGUAAGCUAAAUAAAGUUUAUCCUACUAGUGAGAUUAACACCAAGAUUAUAUUCUCUCUUCCUAGAGAGUGGCAUAGUCUUGUUGUAAACUUGUUGCCCAAAUGUGCGGAUGUUGAAACCUCCACCAUUUGGAGGAGCCUAUACUCUCACGAGCUUCUUUUGAAGAAAAUGAAGGAAGAAGAACAGGUUCCUAUCAUCAAGAAGACCAUGGCACUCAAAAUUGAUGAUCAUCCGGUGAGCGAAGGAGAAAGUGAUGAGGAGCUUGCCAUGUUCAAGAGAUACAAGAAGUUUAUGAAAUGGAACAAGGGCGAAUCCUCAAAAAGAUUUACAUCAAAUAAAGGUAAACCUAAUAAAAUAACUUGCUAUGAAUGUGGAAAUGUAGGUCAUAUCAAAUCGGAGUGCCCAAAGCUCAAAAAGAAGGAAGAGCUGAAAAAGGGGAAGAAGAAGGCACUAAAAGUCACUUGGGACGAUCUAAACUCCGACGAAAGUGAUAGUGACCAAAGCCAAGAAGAGAAUGCAAAUGCUUGUUUCAUGGCCUCCAAUGAUGAAGAAGAGGAAUGCUCGAAUCACCAAAACAAACCUUAUGGCAUGCUUCCUACCCACAUCUUUGCCAAGAGGGAAAUUCUUGAGGUGCGCCUGUCCCGCGUCCGCUAUCUUGACGCGGAGUGCCUUGGCUAUUGUGGCCUUGUAAAGAUUGGAGAGGAGUACUACAUGAAGAAGGAGUUCCAGAAUCUUGAUGAAGCUACACGAGCGGAGUAUGGCCCUCAACGAUCAUUGUCCUCCGUGCCAUCCACUUCACGCGCACCAAAGGCCGAUGCCGAAGACAAUGCCAACAGGGAGGUCCCCGUUCGUGCUCCUCGGGUCAAACGCUCAAAGUCGGCGUCUCAUGCUUUCUCGGCCUCUCUCUUGCAUUGUCACUCUCAAAUGGCUUCCACUUCCAAAAACCCCUUCAAGAAGUUCAAGAAAUUCAUCCUCAAGACCGUAAUGGCUCCGAUGAAGAACAUUCAAGAAAGCCUCGAUGACCUAUCGGAUCGGAUGAAGAAGAUGGAGGACCGCGGCCUCACUGAGUCAAAGUCGUACGCUAGUGUGUUUGCCCAUAAUGAGUACAGCCUUGUGGCGUUUCCACCGUCUCUCAAAUGUUGGAAAUCCAAGUUUGUCAUUGUCUCUAGAUUAACCGGGGAUCGACAACCUUUUUUGGCGAGGUUUCCUGCAUGCCGCUCCUUCCUCCGUCAUCAUCAUCCUAAGGCCACUCUAGAGCUUCUCAAGUAUGCCAAGAAGUUAUUUGCACAUUGUCACCCGAAUCCUCCCCAUGUGCACGCGAUCUAUAUAAGAAAGAAUAUGGGUAAAACUGAGCUCCUUGUUUUGCUUGACUGCCAAUAUGAGCUUGUCAGGGUGGUUAGAGGGGAAGACCAAGGUGAGGCCUUGAAGAUACGCACGCUAGCAGCAUACCGAAGAGGAGGAGGGUCACUAGAGACGCUCCUAGUUGAGUGCACGCCCAAAUCCAAAGGCAGGAAGUUUGCUCCCCAAGGAACUGAUAUUGAGCUUACGGAGGCUAUCCCUCGUCAGAACUUGGCUGAGCUCGAGAAGGACCAAGUUGUGGCCAAAUUUGUGGAGUCCCCUGCGUUCAAGGAGGUGUUGGUGGAAAAUUUUCCUAAGUACUUUGAUGAGUGGGGGAAGACUGAGGUCGGCUUGCAAAAGACUGAUGACGAAGGCAAGAAAUGGUUUGAGGUUCGCGUCUACCAUGAGAUCGAGUUUGUCCUUCGCCCUACUUCGGGAGACAUGACACUCCCCGAGUAUCGACAGAAGUUUACCAGACUUGCUAAGUUUGCACCAACCUUAGUGAGUACCCCAACCGAUCGCAUCGAGGAAUUCAGGAAGAAACUUCGACCUGACCUCAGGUCGCGUGUGUCCGUCCUAACCACCGUGGAUUUCGCAGAGGCCUACGAUCUCAUAGCCAGGGCAGACAGCGACUUGAGUGCUUGCAUUGAGUAUCUAAAGACAAAUAAUGUCAAUUCAAACACUCACCGUCCCAUCAGCUCUGUCUCAAAAGGAAAAAGGCCCCUUCAGGAAUCUAGCAAUUCACACUUCUCAAAGAAAGGGAAAUCGGUGCAGACGCACUCUGUGGCGUCGGAAAACAAAUCAAGAGGGUGGAAACACCCAUUGUGCGAUACAUGUGGGAGACAUCAUCCAGGCGAGUGUUGGCUUGCCCAAGGAUUAUGUCUAGGUUGCGGCAAACCUGGACAUUUUCGAAGGGAUUGCCCCACUAAUCCUGGCAAACCAUUUUCGACAGCCCCAGUUAUCAGUCAAUCAGCAUCAGCACGACCUACGCCAAGUCAACGAUCAACGGCGGGAUCUAAUCCGACCAAGAACCAGAGUCAGCAACAGGGACGAGCUCCUGCUCAUACUUAUGCAGUGAAGGCACGAGCUGAGGAAAACCCUGACCUCAUUCAGGGUAUGUUUUCCUUAUUUGAUUCUGUCAUGCAUGUGUUGAUAGACCCUGGAUCUACGUUAUCUUAUAUCUGCGUGCCUAUGCUUGACAAGGCUGACAUAAUGAAAGAAAACUUAGAACAACCUAUACUAGUGUCUAACCCGUUAGGACAUAGUAUGAGGUUAAAUCAUGUGUAUCAAGACUGUCCAUUGAUUGUUGAAGGACAUCAGUUCUCUGCCAAUCUUGUCGAAUUACCGUACAAAGAAUUUGACAUUAUCCUCGGAAUGGAUUGGCUCAACGAACACCAAGCAAUUAUCGAUUUCCAACGACAACGAUUCAACUAAAGUCUGGAGAGGGAAGUCUAUAAAGGUGAAAGAGAAUCUAACACCUAGAUCCACUGAAUUCAUCUCGUACAUACACGCUAGGCGUCUCAUUCGAAAGAAAUGUGAAGCUUAUCU
This is a messenger RNA of Cuscuta campestris, 3543 nucleotides long. The record is from the annotation of a GenBank genome assembly. NCBI's taxonomy places the organism in Eukaryota, Viridiplantae, Streptophyta, Magnoliopsida, Solanales, Convolvulaceae.